CCUUUCAGCGACUCGUUACAAAAUGACGCUGAUAGCAGAGUGGUUGUUUUGGCAACAAUUGCAAUGCUAAUCAUCACCAGUUUGUCAUUAUGAAGCCUCCAUCCCGCCGCCGGAUUACACCAUCUCGUUUUUCAGACUCAAGAAACACAGAAUCAAUAAAAAGGCUUCGUCCUGAGUGUGAUCGUCAGGAAAUGCGGAGUCUUCUACUUGCCCUAAAACAACAAAAUAGGUUAAAUUCAGAACUGGAUUUUUUGGCACUUCGUAAGAAAGUUCCAAAAUGGUCUCUGCUUCAGAUCCAGAACAUGAUCAAGUUUUUGAGGAAGAGUGUACUGCAAAGAGUAUAUAUGCAGGUUCAUAAACAGAGACGUGAGGAACAAAAAAAUAAAGUGCCAACAGAACUAUGGGGAGAACUAGCACAGAAAAUGGCUGGUGUCCAUGAGGAAACAAUAUCUUCUGCCUUCUCUCAAAUGCUGGUAAUUGCUUCCACAGAGCCGUGCAGCCUCAGCCACUCGGAUCCCCCACGCAAUACCGACUCUCAGGGCCCUCUAUCAAGUGGCUUGCGUACUGUACCUCUGAGGUCAAUGCCUAAAUCCCACGCUAGCUCACCUCCUCCAGUGAUGAUUUUGCCUGGACAAGCCAAUAAAACCCCUCAAUCACACAAGAAGGAUGCAGUACCCAGCCAGUCUACUCAAACCACCACAGUCACAUCUUCUUUUACCGAUACUGAAGCAGAGCAUAGUGAGUUGCCGCAAGAAACAGAGCCAACCGAAGUCCCUGCCACGCCAUCCACAUCAGCCACCCGUAAAGCACUUUUAAAUCAACAGGUCUCAAAACCAACACCACCAGUGUCUGCUUCAAGUGCAGUGCCAUCCAACGCUGAUCACCAAGAUAAGCAGCCUGGAUGUGCAGAGCAACUCUGGCAAUAUAGACCAAUGGGGGCAAAUAGUGUAGUUGAUUUUGAAAAGAUAUACCAAUUUUUGUGCAACAUCAUUCUCCAAAAGAACACUCAACCUCUUACUGCUAUGGAAAGUGCAGUGCUUCUGGACCUGUUGAUGUCAUUACCUGAAGAGCUCCCCUUGCUGAACUGUAAGGAACUGCAGCAUCAUCUACUACAAGUUUACCCCCGUCUGAGCACACCUGCAGCGAGGCUCAGCACAGAUCAGGGGCCUUCAUUUGCUAAUUCCACAUCAACUAGAGGAGCAGAACAGCAAACAUCCCUAUCUGAUCAGAAUGCAAAAGGACCAAUUGAAUUUUUACAAACACGGAGUGUACAGUCUACAGGGGUAGAGUGUGUUCAGGAGGGAGCAGUAAAGGCAACAGAAUUACCAAUAUUUGCUGGAGAUUUUGAAGGCCAAUCACCAGCAAUAAAGUUAGCAGAUAAAGGUGAUUGGGCCACUGCUGGUCUGUGUCCACUAAAUCCAUUCAUGUUGCCACUAGCCCUUCUGAAGCGACAGUAACCCAGAAAAAGUGCAAAAGCAACUCUGGCUUAUUUUAAGCACUUUGAUGAUGAAGUUGAUGUUUUAAAGUAAUUGUUUGAUCUAGGAAAUAAAAAUACAUGUUAUGUCCAUUGAAUAUGAAUAUAAAUGAUUGAAAUAAUUUUAUAAAGCUUGUUAGUAUAAAUUCGUUUUUAGUUUACAUUACACUGAAAACGUUUGUUUGUUAAUAUGCUAAUGUUUAAUGUGGGAUAAAUGUACUAUUUGAAUAUUUUUUCUAUUUUUAGUUACAAAAGAAUGUUUGUACACAUGGCUGUGUUUAUUUAAUAAUAAAAAACAUUUUUCGUUAAUCA
Molecule: messenger RNA, 1786 nt
Organism: Silurus meridionalis
Lineage: Eukaryota; Metazoa; Chordata; Actinopteri; Siluriformes; Siluridae
Gene: snapc2
Product: small nuclear RNA activating complex, polypeptide 2
Exons: 5
Coding region: 90-1457 (455 amino acids)
Biological process (GO): snRNA transcription
Cellular component (GO): nuclear body
Molecular function (GO): RNA polymerase II general transcription initiation factor activity
Source: RefSeq, a predicted model, not a curated record